This is a messenger RNA of Adineta ricciae, 405 nucleotides long. The record is from the annotation of a GenBank genome assembly. Lineage: Eukaryota; Metazoa; Rotifera; Eurotatoria; Adinetida; Adinetidae.
AUGAAAAGAAUCGUUUUUCUUCUUUUUCUUCUCGGAUCCUUUCCAUUCCCAACACCAGGCCUACAAUGUUACUCAUGUUCCGAUGAGAAAGAUCAUAAAUGCGGUGAUACAUUUAGUUCCACCGCAACCGGUGUUACAAGAGUGAAUUCAACUAGUGGAUAUUGUUGGAAAAUAAAAGCGGAGAUGGGCGAUCAUCAUGGUAUAAUACGUGGUGGAGAUCUAAUUUCUAAUCAACAUCCACAACUAGCCUGUCCGACUAUGAACACAUGCCUGACAGGUGAUAACCGUGGUGCAAAAGGUACAAUAUGUUGUUGUCAGGAUAAAGACUUCUGCAAUACGGCUGGACCUAUUCCAGCCGCGCUUCGUGUUUUACUCCUGUGCAUGUUUGCUUCGGUUUUUGCAUGA